AUGAACUCUGCGAUGACAGCAGCCAUCUCUACAAUCAUCAUCGUUUUUUCCCCUUCACUCUCUAAGGCGCAGCUUCAGCCUCAAGCCCCUCGUGUACCUGUCACCGCCCACGCUGAGACUAAAGGGAAAUCUCGUCGGUCCUCCACAGCUGGCGCCGUCAACCCAAAAGAGAAGAACAUAUUUGAGGGAGAUGGAGUGGUAAUUAGUGAGGAGAAAUGGGAGAGCUUGUUCGCUGGGUAG
Messenger RNA from Linum trigynum, 240 nucleotides. The record is from the annotation of a GenBank genome assembly. Lineage: Eukaryota; Viridiplantae; Streptophyta; Magnoliopsida; Malpighiales; Linaceae.